AUGUCAGAUGCUAUUGCAAGAAGUAAACAAUAUGAUUAUAAAGCUAAUUCAAAUUUAGUUAUUCAUUCAGAAAGAAAUCCAAAAGAUUUAAGAGAGCCAAAAGGAGAACCAGAGACAUUAUGGGGAAGAUUACACGGAAAGAUGGGAGACAGAGUCAACUACUCCAAACCGACCGAGUUGUUGGAAAAGGUGGCAAACCUCAAGCGAAAGACACAGGAAAAGGGUGGCAGUGUAGACACGGCCACGCUCAAGCGAGUCAAGGGUGGGCCCACCGACAUUUUGGAGGCGACCGACAACCAAGUGUACGGCGGCUACCGUCCAAGCACCAAAGAGACAAAGGCUGUCUUUGAACGACUCGUGUCGUUUAUUCAGACGUAUAUAGGCGAUCAGCCAAGCGAGAUUAUCAACGGCGCAGCCGACGAGAUCAUUGCUACGCUCAAGAACGACCGUCUCAAAGCACCCGAGAAAAAGAAAGAUCUAGACAUUUUAUUGCGUGGAUUGACAGAGGACAAGUUUGCAGAGCUGACCCGUAUCAUCACAGGUAUCACCGACUUUAAAGAGCAAAGGGGUGCCGGCGCCGGAGACGGACAGCAACAAGUCGACACUUUGGGCGAUGCACACGGUGUCGCAGUGGUCAUUGACGAAGAUGAAGAGGAUCAAGACAACCUAUCAGAUUUUGAAAUUAGACAAGGUGGUGGUAGUGAUGAUGAAGACAACGAUGACCAAGAUAGUGAUCGUGAACAAGGUGUUAAUAUGGAUGCAACUAGUAUUGGUGGUGGUGGUGGUAGAAACAACACUGAUAAAUCACGUCGUCGUCAUCAUUCAAAGCGUGGAGAACAAGGUGAUGUUGAUGGUGAAAUCAAUGAAGAUGAAAAAGACAACAACAACAACAACAAAGAAAAGAAAGAAAAUACAAGUGAUGACGAAGAUGAACAACAACAAAUGGGAAAGAAAAAUCAACAAAAGGAGACAUCGGCACUUAAUCCAAUGGAUAUCGAUGCAUUUUGGAUCCAAAGAAAGAUUUCAAUGUUUGAAGAAGAUGCCAUGCAAGCUCAACAAUUGGCUGAACGUGUAUUGCAAAUUUUAAAACAACAAGAUGUUCGUCGUUGUGAAAAUGAUCUAGUCAAUUUAUUUGAUGUUUCAAAAUUUGAUUUUAUUAAAUUAUUAUUAAAUAAUAGACAAACUAUAUUAUAUUGUACACUUUUAGCAAAAGCAGAAAAUGAUCAAGAAAAAAAGAAAAUAGAAGAUGAGAUGAGUGGAAAUCCCAUUUUAUUUAUGAUAUUAAACAAGAUUAAAGGAAUAGAUCAACAAUCAAAAACAGUUGAAAAGAAACAAAAUGCAGUGGUUGCCAAGAAACAACAAGACAGAGAAAAACAAAAACAACAAGAAGAGAUCAAGACACCAAAGAAACAAUUGGAUCUAAAGGAAUUGAGUUUUGCUCAAGGUAGUCAUUUAAUGACCAACAAAAAAUUCCAGUUUCCUGCUGGAAGUAAACGUGAAACUUACAAGGGUUACGAGGAGAUCCAUGUCCCAGCUCGUGCCAGUCCACCAUUCAACCCAGAUGAACGAUUAGUCGCCAUCUCUGAACUGCCUGAAUGGGCCCGUACACCAUUCAAGGGUUUUGAAAAGUUGAAUCGUGUGCAGAGUAGAUUGUACGAGUAUGCAUUCAAGAGUAACGAUAAUUUGUUAUUGUCUGCUCCCACGUCGGCCGGUAAGACCAAUGUAGCCAUGUUGACCAUUCUCCACGAGAUUGGUAUGCACAUGAAGAAUGGUGUGUUGGAUCGUGAUGCAUUCAAGAUUGUCUAUAUUGCACCGAUGAAGUCGUUGGUGCAGGAAAUGGUACAAAACUUUUCAAACCGUCUCAAAGACUAUGGUAUCGUGGUGAAAGAGUUGACUGGUGACCAAGGUCUCACCAACAAACAGAUAUCCGAGACACAAAUCAUCGUCACCACACCUGAAAAGUGGGACAUUAUCACCAGAAAGGCUGGCGAGCGUGCCUAUACAUCGUUGGUGCGUCUCGUCAUCAUUGAUGAGAUUCAUUUGCUCCAUGACGAGCGUGGACCUGUGCUCGAGUGUAUCGUGGCACGUACGCUGCGUAUGGUCGAGAGCACGCAAGAGAUGGUGCGUCUGGUCGGCCUGUCUGCCACCCUUCCCAACUAUGAAGACGUUGCCACGUUUUUGCGUGUCAAGCCCGAAGGUAUAUUCUACUUUGACAGCUCGUAUCGUCCCAUUCCACUCGAACAACAGUACAUUGGUGUCAGCGACCGUGGAUUCAAGCAGUUGCAGACCAUGAACGACGUGACGUUUAAAAAGGUGUCAGAGCGUGCUGGUGUCAACCAAAUGCUCGUGUUUGUGCAUAGUCGUCGUGAGACGGGCAAGACAGCACGUGAUAUCCGUGAUCGUGCAGUUGCCGGCGAUUUGAUGGGUCAGCUCAUCAAACGUGCCGAUUCAAGAGAGAUUUUGCGUGUCGAGGCUGAAAAGACGGCCAAGAGUGCUGAGCUCAAGGAACUGCUGCCGUACGGCAUUGGUAUCCAUCACGCCGGUCUUUCGCGUAGCGAUAGAACACUUGUCGAGGAGUUGUUUGCCGAUCAACAUUUGCAGGUGCUCGUGUCGACGGCCACGUUGGCGUGGGGUGUCAAUUUGCCCGCGCAUACCGUCAUUAUCAAGGGUACGCAGGUAUACAAUACCGAGCGUGGAUGGACCGAGUUGUCACCACUCGACGUCACUCAGAUGCUCGGUCGUGCCGGUCGUCCCCCAUUCGACAGUGAAGGUGAGGGUAUUGUCAUUACGAGUGCCAGCGAGAUGCAGUUUUACCUCUCCCUCAUCAACACACAGUUGUCGAUCGAGUCGCAGUUUAUCUCGCGUCUGCCAGACAACCUCAACGCCGAGAUUGUCUCGGGCAGCGUUGCGAGUGUCAAAGACGCCGUGCACUGGCUCGGUUACACCUACCUCUUUAUCUGUAUGCUGCGUAACCCGCCACUCUACGACAUCUCGUACGACGAUCUUGCCGGUGACGAAGAGCUCGAGCAGCGCCGUAUCGACCUCGUGCACGCCGCCGCCACCCAACUCGACAAGAACAACCUCAUCAAAUACGACCGUCGCACAGGCCGUCUCCAACCCACCGAGCUCGGUCGUGUGGCCAGUCACUACUACAUCACCAGCUCGUCCAUGGCCGUCUACCACGAACAUUUGCGUCCAGUCAUGAGCGACAUUGACUUUUUCCGUCUCUUUUCGCUGUCCAACGAGUUUAGCAGUGUUGUAGUACGUGAGGGUGAAAAGGGAGAGCUCGAGAAACUACUCGAACGUGUACCUAUCCCCGUCAAAGAGUCAAUUGACGAACCAGCCGCCAAGAUCAAUGUCUUGUUGCAGGCAUACAUUUCCAACCUCAAGCUUGAAGGUUUUGCACUCAUUGUCGAUAUGUUUUACGUUGCUCAGAGUGCUGCCCGUAUCGUACGUGCACUCUAUGAUAUUGUGUUGCGCAAGGGGUGGGCUCAACUCGCCAGAAAGAUCAUCAAUGUCUGUCGAAUGGUCGACCGUCGUAUGUGGAUCUCUCAAUCACCUCUGCGUCAAUUCCCAGAGAUUUCAGAGCGUAUUGUCAACCAGCUUGAACGUCGUCAAAUCCCUAUCGAAGAUCUCUACGAGUACAACUCGGCACAACUAGGAACUGCUAUCCAGUCGCCAGCCGAAGGAAAGAAAUUGUACAAGCUUAUCCAUCAUUUCCCCAAGUUGGAUCUGACUGCACACGUUCAACCCAUUCUCCACGGUCUCUUGCGUGUCGAUCUUACAUUGACACCCGACUUUGAGUUUGAUGACAAGUACCAUGGCAAUUCGAUUGGUUGGUGGAUCGUUGUUGAGGAUGUCGACGGUGAGCGUAUUCUCUACCACGAGUUCUUCUCUUUGAAGCGUAGAAUGAUGGAAGACGGUGCGACAGUCACUUUUACCGUACCACUUACCACUCCCAUGCCACCACAAUACUAUGUACGUGUCGUUGCAGAUCGUUGGAUUGGUGCAGAGUAUUCUCUGGCCGUUUCAUUCAAGCAUUUGAUCCUACCACAAAAGUAUCCACCUUGUCGUGGCUUACUUGAUCUCCAACCACUCUCGAUCGACUCGCUUAGAGAUGAUCGUGCCGCAUCGGUAUUCCGUCCAACAUUCCGAUACUUUAACCCGGUACAAACACAGGUGUUCUCGUCGCUCUACACGACCGAUGAGAAUGUGUUUGUCGCUGCGCCAGCCAACACUGGCAAGACUGUCUGCGCUGAAUUGGCUGUCCUCCGUACACUCAUCAACAACCCAGAAGCACGUUGUGUCUAUAUCGCACCGGUCGAAUCGAUGGUGACCGUUCGUUCGCGUGACUGGGCAUACAAGUUUGGUCAAAAGUUUGGAAAGGUGUCUGUACUGACCGGCGAUGCAGUCACUGACAAUAAGAUUCUCGAAGCAUCGCGUAUUAUCGUGACGACGGCCGAGAGAUGGGACAUUUUAUCGCGCAAGUGGCGUCAAAAGAACUCGCGUGUUCAAUCGGUCAGUUUGUUUAUCGUCGACGAGUUGCAGAUGAUUGGGUCGGGUGAAUCUGGCUCGACCAUGGAGAUUGUCUUGUCGCGUAUGCGGUAUAUCGCCACGCAGACCGGAUCACCCAUUCGAUUCAUUGGAUUGUCGUCGCCCGUUGCCAACGCCCGCGAUCUCGCCGAGUGGAUGGGUGCGACACCUGCAACCAUGUUCAACUUCCACCCCGACGUGCGUCCAGUCGAGAUGGAGAUUCAAAUGCAGGGUUUCGACUAUCCCAACUUCCAAGAACGCCAAAUGGCCAUGACCAAGCCGGCACUAUAUGCCGUAUCGCAUAUGGACCGCACUGCGCAGACGUUGGUAUACGUACCAACACGUAAAGCUGCCCGUCAAAUGGCUGCCGACAUUAUACUCUUUGUAGACAGCGAGGAUGACAUGAAUACACGUCGAUACCUUGGAAUCGACCAGGCAGACCUCGAACCACACCUCGCCAAACUUGAAAGCCCAGCGUUGAGAGACGCACUCGUGUGGGGUGUCGCUUUUUACCACGACGGUCUAUCUGCCAAAGACAAGCGAAUCGUCGAGGCGCUGUUUAAGAGCGGUGCCAUCAAGGUUCUCGUCGCAACACACAGCGAGUGCUGGGCACUAGACGUGCAGGCACAGCUAGUCAUCAUCAUGGGCACACAAACGUACAACCAGGGCACUGGCGCCGGUCACACCGACUACCCCAUCAACGAUAUUCUCCAAAUGAUGGCACGUGCCGGUAAACAGGGUACCGACCAAAAGGGCCGUUGCUUGCUGCUCUGUCACUCGCCCAAAAAGGAGUACUACAAGACAUUCCUCAACGAACCGUUGCCCGUCGAGUCGCAUCUCGACCAUUUCCUCGCCGACCACUUUAACGCCGAGAUUGCCAGUCGCACCAUCAGCAAAAAGCAAGACGGACUCGACUACCUCACCUGGUCGUUCAUGUACCGUCGUCUCACCCAAAACCCCAACUACUACAACCUCACCGGUACCACCCAUCUCCAUCUUGCCGAGCAUCUCUCAGAGCUCGUCGAAAACACCCUUCUCGACUUGCAACAAGCCAGCUGUAUCACCAUCAAGGAAGAAGAAGAGGUAGAGGAUGAAGACGAACAAUUGCAAUCGACCAAUCUUGGUAUGAUUGCCAGUUACUAUUACCUAAAGUACACGACCAUUGAGUUGUUUGCCAACUCGCUCAAGGCAGCCACCAAGCGUAAGGGUAUCUUGGAGAUCUUGUCCACUGCACCUGAAUUCACAUCGUCAUUGGUUGUCCGCCACCGCGAGAAUAAUAGUCUCCAAAAGAUGGCAGCUCACUUGCCACUCAAGAUUGAUCGUCCCGACUUUGACAGCGUUGCCACCAAGGUCAAUGUACUUUUACAAGCCCAUUUUUCGCGCAAACCCAUCUCGGCCGACCUCUAUGUCGAUCAGUGCAUGGUAUUGGAAAACGCAACACGUCUUUUACAAGCCAUCGUCGAUGUCAUUAGUAGCAGUGGUUGGUUACAACCUGCUCUCUCUGCUAUGGAACUCAGUCAGAUGUGCACUCAAGCCGUUUGGAAUACCGACAGCUAUCUCAAACAACUACCUCACAUGACCGAAGAGAGACUUGCCAAUGCUAAAAAGGCAAAGAUUGAAACCGUGUUUGAACUCAUGUCGAUGGAAGACGACGACCGUAACAAGAUGCUCGGCAUGUCUCAAUCAGAGCUCGAAGAUCUCGCCGGAGUGUGUAUGCGAUUCCCAGACAUUGAUCUCACCUACCAAGUCGAGAAUGAAGAGGACUUGCACGCCGACGAUAAGGUCACUGUUCACGUUGCCAUUGAAAGAGACAUUGACGACGAAUUAAUCAACGAGUCUAUCAACCUCGUACACGCUCCCUACUAUCCCAAGGAAAGAAUCGGUGGCUGGUGGGUCAUUGUCGGUGACGAGAAAACAAAUCAACUCUUGUCCAUCAAACGACUCACCCUUACCAAACGUGCCAAACUCAAAUUGGAUUUCCCUUCGCCUCCAGUCGGUGAUCAUCAACUCACCAUUUAUUUAAUGUCAGACUCUUAUACUGGUUGUGAUCAAGUUUAUAAUAUAGAUAUUAAUAUUAAACCUGCUUUAAUUGACGACGAACAAGAAGAAGAAAAUGAACAAGAGGAUAAAAUGGAAGAAUAA
Cavenderia fasciculata is the source of this 6675-nucleotide messenger RNA. It is a transcript of the gene ascc3l, whose product is annotated as DEAD/DEAH box helicase. Gene Ontology annotation, cellular component: nucleus. The record is from RefSeq and is a predicted model, not a curated record. Gene Ontology annotation, molecular function: ATP hydrolysis activity; nucleic acid binding; ATP binding. NCBI's taxonomy places the organism in Eukaryota, Evosea, Eumycetozoa, Acytosteliales, Cavenderiaceae. The transcript has 3 exons. Bases 1 to 6675 code for a protein of 2224 amino acids.